CCUAGGAAGUCGGAGGGAGCGCGAGAAGGUGACAGCAGCGGCCGCAAAUGAGGCGGAGGGCGCGCGGUGUGCUUUUGCGGGGCUGAAAGAGGAGACGAGGACAGCUUGCAGGAGCGCCUGGUUUUGCCCGGCAGCGUCCAGCGAAAAGGCGAGGGGGAAAAAAAAGCUCCAGGGAAAAAGGCUCAAAGUUGAGGCAAGUUCGCGGAGCGGCUCUCUUUCCCUCCCUCCCUCCCUCUCGCCGCCUUUGAGGUGGUUCCAGGAGGCGCUGACCUUCACGGCAAAGAAGAAGAAGGAAGCAAUACAGAAGGGAUAUUGAAAGAACACCGCCCUUCCACAUGUAUCUCCCCAAUCCCUGACAACAUCAGAAGAGGGUUGUGGGUGCCCUUUUCAACUGAGGUUUGGAUUUUAGGUGUUUCUUAGGAAGAUUUGACAGACAUAAAAAAACAAACCAUGGCAUCACGCAUUGGUCUACGGAUGCAGCUUAUGAGAGAACAGGUACAACAAGAGGAGCAACGGGAGCGCAUGCAACAACAGGCAAUGAUGCACUACAUGCAGCAGCAGCAGCAGAUGCCAAUGGCUCCAACUCCUGCCAUCAACACACCAGUUCAUUUCCAGUCGCCGCCCCCUGUUCCAGGAGAAGUCUUAAAGGUUCAGUCUUUCCUGGAGAACCCUACCACGUACCACUUGCAACGGUCACGAGACAAGAAGGUCCAAGAUUUCCUGUCUGAAACCUAUGGGAACAAGUUUGCUCCGUUGCUCAGUGCCCCUUCUCCCAAGCCUCCCCCUUCUGCCUCACCUGGUGUGAGGCCAACGCCGAGCCAUGUCUUGUCCUCUUCUGCAGGCAAUAGCACCCCCAACAGUCCGAUGGCAAUGCUCAACAUUGGCUCUAACCCAGAAAGAGAGAUAGAUGACGUUAUUGAAGAUAUAAUGCAGCUGACGACAACGGUGGGAUGCAUUAACCCAGAAAUUCAUAUGCCCAAUACUCUGCCACUCUCCAGCAGCCAUAUGAAUGUGUAUAGCAGUGACCUUCCAAUGACUCCCUCUGUGGUGGGCAUGACCAGCAGCUCCUGUCCUGCUGAUCUCACCCAGAAAAGAGACUACACAGAUGCUGAAAGCCGUGCUUUGGCUAAGGAACGGCAGAAGAAGGACAAUCACAAUCUAAUUGAAAGAAGACGAAGGUUUAACAUCAAUGAUCGCAUUAAAGAACUAGGAAUGCUCAUCCCAAAAGCUGGAGAUCUGGAUGUGCGCUGGAACAAAGGGACAAUCCUGAAAGCCUCUGUUGAUUAUAUCAGGAGGAUGCAGAAAGACCUACAGAGGUCACGAGAUCUUGAGAAUCACUCUCGACGCCUGGAAAUAGCAAACAAGCAGCUAUGGCUCCGUAUACAGGAGCUGGAGAUGCAGGCUCGGGUCCAUGGGCUGCCAACCACUUCUCCCUCUGGCAUGAACAUGGCUGAACUAGCUCAGCAGGUGGUCAAGCAAGAAACCUCUGGGGAUGAGGGGACACCAGAGAUCCAGCAGCAGAAGCAGCAACAACAGCAGUCAUUGCCACCUCAGCCACCGCCACAACUCCAUCCUGAGCUGGAAGCUCAACAACAACACUCUCACUUUGCUCCUCCACAGUCUCCUUAUGAUCAGCUGGACUUUACCCAUAGCCUGAGCUUUGAUGACAACUCUAGAGGCUUCCAUGACUCUCUGGAUCCCAGUCAAAGUGUCUCUUUUCCCUCUUUGUCCAAGAAGGAGCUAGACUUGAUGCUAAUGGAGGAUACCAUGCUGCCUGUGGCUUCUGACCCCUUGUUUUCUGCCGUCUCUCCAGAAGCCUCAAAGGCCAGCAGUCGCCGAAGCAGUUUCAGCAUGGAGGACACAGACAUGCUGUGAUUUGAAACCUCCAAGGCAGAACAGACUAAGAGUCAAAUAUUAGUUUAUGGAGAUUUCUCCUUCUGCCUUAACUCUGCAGACUUAUUUAGGGGCUUGUGAGACUAAAAAGAUAUGCAUCCUAAAAUAUGUGUGCAGGUGAGGAGGAUCCUCAGCACAAGGUUCACCCCUUCCCCCCAGUCCUGAUUUGCCAAAAACUGAAAAAUCCUGCUUCAUUGGUCAUGAUCAGAGGAUAUUCAGUAUUUGCAACCCCUUUCCAGACUUUGAUUCCUGUGCCUUCAUACUGCAUGUCCUGCAAAGCCACUUUGCCUUUUUUGUUGCUUUUUUUUUCUUUGCUGCAAUGUGAUUUUGGUGUAGAUGGCCAAGCAGUAGUUCAUCCGGUCAAAAAGGCAGGUUUGAACAAGGUUUGGUGCUAAUCUGUUUUCACAGACCAUCAUGUCCCAUCUGUGUCCCUCACUGUUCCUUUCCCAAUGCCUCUUGAGCUACAAUCACCAGGUCACAGCCUGCUUCAGGGGUGCUCCCAUAUUGGGGCUUCUUUCCUUAUAUGAGUCAGGGAUGCCCAGGAGACUCUGAAAAAGGGAGAGUGUGGUGCUACUGCCAAAACAUGUGUCCUGUGUAAAUGGUGAUUUUGUAUUUAUCCUUUAGAGGGAUAAAGAUAUAGGGUAGAACACCUUUAAACCUAGAAGCCCAAAUGGAACACUGUAGCCUUAAUGAAGUUUCUGCAGUUUUCCAAAAUAAUAUUCCAUUAGGCUUUGAAGUGAACCUCUAAUCCAGAGCUUUCCAAACAUUUCAUGUUGGUGACAUACUUUUUAGACAUGCAUCAUUUCACAGCACAAUAAUUCAGUUUUACUAGCAAACCUGAGGUUAAAUCAACCUCUUAUAAGAGAUACGGACACAUAUAUAAAUUGUAAUGACAAAAUGUACAGGGACACAACAUUUCAUGAAAACCUUUCAUAUUUUUAAAAAUAUAUGUUUUGUAAUAUAAUCUACAUUUCCAGGAUUUUUGUCAUUUUUUGUUAUGUUUGUGUGACACACGUAUCCACUGCAGCCGAUACACUAAUGUUUGGAAAACUCUGCUCUAAUCUGACACCCACCCCAAAGCUCAGGUCACUGCAGUCUAUUUUUGGCUCCGACCCUUCCUCUCUUUUUCUGAAUUUCUUUUGGCUACAACCCUGUGUAACCUCAUAAGCAUAUGUAGGGCAGGAUGGGUUUAUGUGCACACCUGUAGUCUUUUGGCAGCAGCCUUUCACCAUGAAGCAUUAUCAGGUUGUUUUGCCAUAUAAAACCAUGCUUGGUUUCAUUAAAAAACCUACUGCAUUUCUGCUUUUUUCAUACCACUGCACACAGGAUCUCACUCUUUAUCCAGAUGAGGUUUCUAUAUAAUGUACUGAGGACAUAGCCGGUCAGGUUAACUAGGAGCCAUCUUUAUUUCAGUUGAUUCUGUUGCCCUUUAGCCUGUAUGUUUUUUUCUAUUGCUUUGCUACAAAGAAAAAAUCAUUUCUUUAGACGCUUACAAAUUCUAGCCUUUCAACAAAGCUUUCCUUGUUCUUCAUUUGCAUUAGUUGAUCUAAAAUACUGUAUAUUUAGCUAAGCUAAUGAUGAAGUUUUAAGGGCAGUUGCAUACGUGCACUUGUUUAUGCUAACUAUGUGGAUUUUGAGGUCUGUGUGAUGCUUUCUUUAUACAUAUACCUGAGGUCCUUAUUUUCAAUACCAUUUACAAAGCAAUACAUCACUGAAAUGCAGCUACUUCUCUGUGACAUGAUACAUUUAACUAAUAAUAAUAAAUUUGAAGUUUUGCACAUGUAUCUGUGGAGGGAAGCACCUAGCAUACCUGCCCUUGCAUAUCCUAUUCUGCACUCUCUCAUAUGUAGCCCAAAUGAAAGUGGAGACCAUGCCCAACAAUGCUGGUGAUAUGUUACUGCUCUGAAUUAUUUCCUAUCCUCUUAUGAAGUUUUGCAUCUCUUGUCUCCUAGAACUGAUAAAAUCCAUACAUGGUUCUUUUUGCAAUCUUAAAUCCCUUCAUCUCUACCGUGUAACCUGGGAGUUUGAGAAUGAAUGGAUUUCAUUCCUACCAUCAGUUUCUCAGGCCAUUUUAGAUCAGGGCUUAAGGAUACCUCCACGUAGGAAUUGGUGGUACUUUGCAAUCCCAGCCCUGGAAGCUUUGGGUGAUUGUUUUCUCUGCAGUUCCUAAUCCUUUUUAGUAGCUCAGGAAAAUCAAAAGACGCAUGGACCUCUUUAUUUCCAGCCUUGGUUGUGUUUGCAUCAGGUAGCCUUCAGAGGCUUGGCCUGAAGUUUUUGACAAGAAGUUUGUUCAGUGCCUAAGAGUAACUCAUCAAGGGAUAGUUCUUAUGGGGAAUGUAUAUUUUUGAAUAUUGAAUGAUCUCAGGGUAGACAGUGGCCCUUCUUCAGUUUGAGCACUUGGUAUCAUCAAGCUCGUGAAAUGUUAGGUAGAUGAAGCCUCCUAUUGAAGGGUUUGAGAUGGUUGGUUUGCAUUGGACCUGCUUGAAUGUGAAUUAUCUGAUUCAAAUGCUAGAAUAUAGAAUAUUAUUGCUUUUUAAAGGAAUUAGUAAGAUCCAGUCCAAUGGGGAUGAAAGGAAUAGUGUUUGUGUAUUUGGGUGAUUCUAAAUGUGACACUGUUUGGAUUGUUAUAUUAAGUUUGUUAGUCUAGUCCUUUUGAACUUGUAGCAUGUAUGCCUUAACGUUUUGUUAAUGCUUAUAGAAUCUAUGAAUUUCAAUCUGUGGAGAAAGAAUUUCUUCUUCCUCACAUUUAACAUCGAAAUUUUGCUCAGCCUGAUUAUUGAAGGGGUUAAGAAGAGAUGGUUCAGCACAGGGUUGGCAUAUAUGGAAGCCUAGCGGGAUGCAUUAGCCUCCCAGGUAAUCUUGGAAAAUGCACCCCACAACGUACUCCCCAUAAGAAAAAGUCAAAAACAUUUACCCCCUAAAUGUCCACAAAUUACUUCUAGGGGGCAUGCGGGCAUUUUUGCCAUGUUUGUAGUUCCUUUGAGCCAUUUUAGAAGUUACUUCCUGUUUCAGAAAAGGGCCUUUCUUGCACACAGAAGAGCCUAGGUUUGAUCCCUGGCACCUCCAGUUAAAUAACUACCAGGUAAAGGGAAAGACCUCUGCCUGAUUAACUAGGGAACUUCUAAUGGGUAUGUCCAUGCCUUCAAGUAACCAGUCGAUUUAUGGAAAUCGUAGGGCUUUCUUAGUCAAGGUGAUUUUUCCAGUUCCUUCCUCUGAAAUAUAGUCUACAGCACCAGGUGUUUUUUUUGACAGUCUCCUAACCAAGUAUUAAUGUGUACUGACUCUGCUUGCCAUCCAAGAUCAGGGGUUUUUUUUGUUGUUUUUUUUUUGUGUCAGGAGCAACCGGAGUUGCUUCUGGAGUGAGAGAAUUGGCCGUCUGCAAGGAUGUUGCCCAGGGGACACCCAAAUGUUUUGAUGUUUUACCAUCCUUGUGGGAGGCUUCUCUCAUGUCUCUGCAUGGAGCUGGAGCUGAUAGAGGGAGCUCAUCCGCGCUCUCCCCGGGUGGGAUUCGAACCUGGCAGCCUUCAGGUCAGCAGCCCAACCUUCAAGUCACAAGGCUUUUAUCCCCUAGGCCACCGGAGGCUCCAUCCAAGAUCAGUUGAAAUACUGGGAUUGAUGGACUAAUUCUCUAUCCUGGCAUAAGACAGUUCCACAGAGUUAGCCCUCUGUGUCAUGGCUUGAAAAUAUUCCAAACCAAACUUUAUUUGUCAUUUUAUAAAUGGGAUACCAUUUUCUACACCAUUGUAUAUAAUGGGACUUAAGCACCCACAGAUUCUGAAUCCUCGGAGGUCCUAGAACCAAACUCCAGCAGAUACUAAGAAAGAGAAACGAUUUCUGGUGACAGCUUUGUGAAACAAAUCUUAUUUAUACAGUUUUGGAUUCCAGAACUAGGAAUCAUUUGCUGUAGAAUAAUCAUUUGCUGUAGAAUAAUCAAAAUCCAUCAUGGUUCUGGGAAUUGUAGCUUUUUAAAAUCUUUCUUUACAAUUAACAUGGUAUUCUUGCAAUGCCAUUCUUCCCACAAUUACAAGGAGGCAAUGUUCUUUCAGCAUUGAUUAGAAACAUGGAAGGAAGAUUCCUUACUAGAGGAGGAAAACAGAUGCACGAGAGAGAAAGGUCUUAGGGACAAGUGGAAGACAUGGUUUCUAAAGAUUUUUUUAAAGAGUUGGCUAAAUAAAACACCUACCAAAGAGUAAAGUGUGAUCUUUCUAUUUGGAUGUGAAAUCUCCAACGAAUACCAGGUGCUAUAGGCUGUAUUUCAGAGGAAGAACUUGGCAAAACCACCUUUGAGUAUUCCUUGUCUAAGAAAACUCUGUUCAUGGGGUUGCCUUAAGUUGACAGGUGACUUGAAGGCACAUAUAUAUAUACACACAGACACAGCUUUGUGUGUCCAGAGAAAGUGCAUAAAAAGACUAGGUGAGCAUUCCCCUACUGAAAUAGAAGAGUGUAUAGCUUUGAAAAAAUGGAAACAAUUAUCACGACAGUAAAUUUAUUGAGUUCACAAAAUGGAGAUAGAGAGAUAAAGUAAUUCAUCAAAUCACAGCAUAAACAAAAUCCACCUGCAACCUUUGGUAAGUUUGCAAACAGCAGUCUCAAAACCAAUGGAUAAAAGCUGUUUCAGAGGAAGAUGGCACCUUUUUCAUCUUCUGGCUAGUUGCUGAAUUUCAUUAACAGUAGCAUUCAUGUGGGAGCAUGUGGUUGCAUCAAACAUGAAUGUUGCAAAUUGCUGGUUUUGAUAAAAACAGUGUCCUGUGCUUGGGUGAAAUCUGCAAGUUCAUCCAAGGGAGUUUUUUUAAAAAAAAUCUUACUUUAUUUGUAGUGUUUUUUCUAAGAUAAUUGUAUUAUGAAAAUAUUUUAAUCCUUUUAUGACAAAGCACCUCCUGUGGACACAUGCACCACAAAGACCCAUUUCAGCUUUAGACUUGUUCCUAUUUCCCAACUUAAUUCUAUUUCAUUUUGAGAUGAAAAAACAGACUAUUUUAAAACUGUGAAACCAGUUAUACUGUGUGAUGCCAUAUAUAUGAAUUUGAACAUUUAAGAUUUUGAAUAACUGAGAAAGCUGUGAAUGAAUGAGGUGCUGUUGAACUGCGCAGUAUGAUCAAGAGAUCUUAUAGAAAAUGCACUUUCCCUUUAUCCACAGCAAUGACCACUGCUGCAGUCAUUCACAUUGCACAGAUGUUGUAUGCAGCAUACUUGCAAUAAUAUCAUGGGCACUUUCCUCUGGCAUCAUUACAGCCAGUGAUACAAGUUUCUCCUCUUCUUCCCAAAGACUAUUUUAGAUAUUUAAUGCUAUGCCAUUUUGUAUCUCCUCCUCCUUUUGACUUUUGUUUGCCUUUAGAAGGUGUGAGCAGCCAUGGCCUUCCAGAGUGUUUUGGCCUACCGCUCCAGUUAGCCCCAGUAUAUACACCCAAUGAUGAGGGCUGAUGAAAUGUGAAAUCCAGAAAUAUCUGGAGGGCCACAGUUGCCCAUUCCUGGUUUAGAUGUUGUGCACACCCACUCUUGAGCAGUGCAGCACACAUCCACCCCACUAUUUGUGUGUGUGUCUGUGUGUAUUUGCAUAGCAAGGCUACCUCUGCCUCUCUCCACUAUGUGGGGAUGAAUAUUGUAACAAUGGUGCUGGAUAGGAGCUUGCAUUACGUUAGCAUUUACAGCCACAAGCAUCAUUUUGCCCAUCUGGAAAGGCACAUGUAGAGAUGCAGGCAUGUGAGACAUUCUAAUUGAUUCUUAAUUUUGAUUUUGCAUUAUAAUGGCUGUUGCAAAAUUAGAAUGUUAUUAUAAAGGUGGGUGGAUGAAAAUAUUCAUACAUAUACAGAGGCCGGAAGGCUGUUGUUAGUCCUGACUAAAGAAGAGCCAUUAAAUCAGGUGAUUGCUUCAGUCGGUCUACUCUAGUUGGGAUUAACUGGCAGGGUGCCAGCUACAGAGUUUUCACAGAGAAGAGAUUUAUUGGAAGUGUAGAAAGUGUUGGUCUAAUUCAGAUUCAUGGGGACUCUUUGAGGUAAACCAACCUAGCAUGGGGUUUUCUUGGCAAGAUUUCUUCAGAGAGGGUUUGUGUCUGCGGCUAAGAGAGUUCAACUUGACCAAGGUCUUCAAGGCCCAUGGUUUCAUUGGCUGAGCAGGGAUUUGAACCCUGGUCUUCAGAGUUGUAGUCCAAUGCUCAAACCCCAUCAUGCCGGGUCCUGCAUAGAUUGUAUAGCCUAGAUGAGCAGCAUUGAAUAACUUUCCUAAACAUUUUGUUCUCCAGAUGUGUUUGGUCAUGCUCCACAUGGCCCUUCUGACUGGAUUGUGGGAGUUGUUGGCCCUGUUUAGCACAGUUGGAAAGUAUCACAUUGAAAAAGGCUACCAACAGAGUUUCAGUGCUAGAAGCUCCAAGAUCCAUUGUUCUGCAUUUGUUGAUUUAUGUGCCUGAAAUUAUGAUCCAAAAAGUACAGCUAUAAAUAUAUGUGAAAUAUCUGUGGAAGAGUAGUGGGCAUUGUCUAAAUCAAAUGUGCAGGCUCUGGGACAUUGUGUUUAUAUAUUCUUGAGCUAGAUAAUAUUGUAAAAUCUUGCCAAAUGCCAGUAGGUGCACAGAUUAUAUUCUCUGCAUCAUAAUGUAUAGCAGCUUGAAUGCAGAUGUCUAGUCCUUGUUGGUGCUGUGUGUCCUGAGGUCUCACAAUUUAGCUCUUGCAGAUAAGUAAGGAAGAAAGUAUGUGGCACUAGAAGCCCUAGCAGGCAAAAAGGAAGUAUUUUAAAGGUUUAGUAUUGCUCUAGUGAAACAGAAUGCAAGAUGUGAAUCGGCAUUAAGAAAAAGUGUCUGUUGCUGCAACAAAUAUACUGGAAGAUAGAUCUGGUGGCCUUGAGACUCAAAGAUCUCGAAGACUUUUUGAUGGGAGGAAUGAGGAGAAUAACUUACUUGAAAGUGUUACGUAUUGGACCCUUAUGAAGUAUGUUUGCAUGUAAAAUUAUUACAAGUAUUAUGCAGUGUGCUUAACUGAUUUACAAGGUACAGCAUAAGAAUGAGGCAUGAAAGCAAUCUUUUGCGGAAGAAGCCCAUUUUCCCUCUUUAGUGCCUUGUCUUCUCAGGAUUUAAUUGAAAACUUUUAUGACCAGGACACCAGUCUGUAUUUCCUCUUUAUGUAAUGAUUUAAUCUGCAAAACAAAAACUACUUAAGCCAAUAGAUUUUAUGGCAAAAUCCUGGGCGCAUCUGCUUAAUAGUAAAUCUACCCAAAUGUCUUUGUGUUAUGUUUGUGUAUGAAUCUCACUUGCCCACUUCUAGGUAAGUGUGUACCUAUUGUAGCCUUAAUGUUUGAUCUGCUUGUGAACAUUAAUUCAGAUCCAGAAAGCUGCUAAAAGCAAGUGAAUUUGGAGAGAUGUAGAACCAAAGUUUUUUCUUCAAAAAUGUAUUUAGUUAGCUUUUGGGUACCUUAUCUUCCAGUAAAUGAAAAAGACCUGAUUUUUUUUUGGGGGGGGGGGGGGGAACCCUCAAGCUUUUACUGAUCUAUUUUCUUGUGGUAGAGGAACUUGAAAUCAGUUUUGAAACUUUGGGGGCAACGAUGCUUAUACCACAUUUCUUCCCUUCUUUCCAUCCUAGUAUAUGCCAUAACACAGUAUGUCCUGUUGCCUAGCUUGUAUACAGAAGGAAUAAAUAUAAAUUGAUAAGGUGUAUAUUUUAUCUGACUCCUAACUGGAAUUGCUAAAAGGUACACUUUACCAAAAUCUCUUCCAGUGUUAGAAUGGAGGGGCUGAUACUUUUUUUGGUGAUAAUUGGUCUCACAUUUUUAAAGAAGUUUUUUUUGUUAUUUUUUAAAAAGGAAGACGUGCAUAAUGUUCUGAUUAUGAAUUGUUACUACUGUUUUAUAAAUAAAUGUAAAAAUAUAUAAUGGACUGGAACAGAGAGAAAAAUCAUUAAAAUUUAUUUAUUUAUGA
This is a messenger RNA of Anolis carolinensis (green anole), 9793 nucleotides long. It is a transcript of the gene tfeb, whose product is annotated as transcription factor EB. The transcript has 10 exons. NCBI's taxonomy places the organism in Eukaryota, Metazoa, Chordata, Lepidosauria, Squamata, Anolidae. Gene Ontology annotation, molecular function: RNA polymerase II cis-regulatory region sequence-specific DNA binding; DNA-binding transcription factor activity, RNA polymerase II-specific; protein dimerization activity. Gene Ontology annotation, cellular component: nucleus. The coding region runs from base 451 to 1875 and encodes 474 amino acids. Gene Ontology annotation, biological process: regulation of transcription by RNA polymerase II; positive regulation of DNA-templated transcription; humoral immune response. The record is from RefSeq and is a predicted model, not a curated record.